Messenger RNA from Gigantopelta aegis, 2275 nucleotides. RefSeq lists its product as uncharacterized. Lineage: Eukaryota; Metazoa; Mollusca; Gastropoda; Neomphalida; Peltospiridae. The record is from RefSeq and is a predicted model, not a curated record. Bases 1354 to 2121 code for a protein of 255 amino acids. The transcript has 7 exons.
GCAACCCGUAAUCAUUGUUCGCCAGGCGUCACUGCAAAGAAACAACGUAACCAGGAAAAGCUUGGCAGAGUGUCACAGUUGAUAGAAAGUCCGGAAUUCUCGCCAAUGAUGCGCGAAAUGGCCAACGCGGCGAUGGAAAUUACAGGGACAAGCUCUGCGAGCGUGUGAAUGUAACAAGAUUCACGGACUGGGUUUAAGCGGCUUUCUGCGGUAAUUAAUCAGUCCCGCCAUGCAGGGAUUGUGCUUUAUUAGUUCUGUUAGUGAUACAGAAAAACUUAAAAUGUCCUAAGCAGCUCCAAACUAUUCUGUGAUUUGACUGCGUAUAAAAAAAGAAAACAAAACAAAGAAGAAAGAAAGAAAAAAAAAGAAAGAAAGAAAGAAAGAAAAAAGGAAGAGAAAAAAGUCCAUGCGUCCUGAUUGAACUAACAAGCUUUGGGGGUUUUGUUGGGUUUUUUUUUUUUUUUUUUUUUUUAGAUCGCGUUGAACAACAGCUGUGAAUGUUUUCUCUUCUGGAAUUGAAUUCGACAGCGCGUGAAUUCAGCGAAUACGGAUUUUACCUAGCGACUGGCGGACACUGUGUGAAUUGAGCUUCAUCAUCUUGCGCCCACUGUUUCGAGAUCGCCGUGCAUUAUAGCCACACGACAUAAGGGAUUACACGGAGAUACGACAGACUCGUCUAACGCGAGUUUCAUCAUCGUCAUUCGGCCGCCGGAGACUGGUAAAAGGGGAUUUGCUUAUCACAUAAACACAGUCUAUUGCGCUGGAGGGAUUAUAUAAAUGUCGAAUCUAUGGGCUCGGGAUCUAUUUUUACUGUGAAGAUAAUGCAGAGAGAACAAAAAAAAGAAAUUAAAUAUUUAGGAACAGGAGGAAAGGGAUUCGGUGGUUAUUUAAUAUUUUGGAUCCAGCGGAAAAAGAAAUUCCUUUACCGCCAGUGAAGAUCAGAGGCAGAAGAUAUACAAUAGUUUCGAACAAACGAAAAAAGGUUGAUUAAUGUUUAAAUAUUUUACAAUCUUCGAAAACUGGAUUGCACAUCACUUUGAAGACAUCGUCAGUUGGUUAAAUAUAAAAAAAAUAUUUAUUUCUUUUACGAAAGUGUAAAAAAAAAAAAAAAAAAAAAAAAAAAGGAUUUGACUUUACAUGGAAAAUAACAGACUGAAUAAAUAUAAAUUCAGGAUUUGUUGGAAACACGAUUCACCAAUAUUUAAUAUUAAUGAGUCAGUGAAAACACACCAUCGUCAGUGACCUUCUGAACAAAGCGCAUCGAUUUUCAAGUGGAUUGCUUCAUGAUUUAUUGUAUGUUCUCAAAGUGCUUAUAAGGCUGCCACCAUAGUAUGUGUUUUAGUGCUAUACAUAAUGUCGGAAGGUGACGCCAUUCGGAUACUGUCGUGGGCUGAGUUCGUUGCCUGUCCACACAAGCUGAGUUCGCUAUUUACCAAGUCAGGAGGAACGUUCAUCUAUGAUGAACAAGUCGUGUGCGACCUGACUACACCAGAAAGUUCUAAUAUUGGACUGACCUUGCAAAGACACCAGCUGGUGCUCAUAGUGCAGAAUGUAGAUCACAUGGCAUAUCUGAUGGAAGAAUUCCUGCGCAAACUCCUGCUCAUGCGUGUUACUGUAAUUCACACAGAGAUUGCUAGCCGAUACAGUGUGGAGACUAUUUCCAUUCUAGAAGAUGAUUUCGCCGUGUUGGUAAACUCCAGACACCCGUCCAUUAAAACCCGACUGACAGACGGACUGAAGAGAGCGGCCACCUGCAUGUCCCGGUGCGAGAAGUUCUGUCUGGAGUUUGACAUGUCCGAGCUGAUAGGAAACUGGUAUUCCGAGCAGCGUGGCGCCAUCACGAGCUGUGACGACAUUCACCAGGUGAAAACGAGGCGCACGCGCAUCUACGUCACGAACCAUUCUAUUUAUAAACACUGCUUCGACUGCCAGACGAAGUGGUGUUUUUUCUUGUGUAUCUGCUGGCUCUUCUCUGCUCCUUGUUACAUGAGCUAUAGAAGUUUCACGUGUGUUGAUAUUUACAUCAGUCUACAAGGGGAGAUAAUUUCAGCUAACCAUAUGCAAGAUGAGACGAGCAGGGUUGCCGUGACUUCACAGGUGAAAGGUUAUCAAGCACUGUGAAAAAAACCAGAACUACUAGUAUGAAACCCACGUGGUGACGUGUGAAGUGUCAUGACAUUUCACCUUUGACACUUUCAUCACUACAAAUAUAUUGGAGAUCCAGCUUUAAUCUGUUAUUGGUUUAUUUAAUAUAAAGAUUAUUGCUAUAACCACA